ACCUGCUGGUUGAGUGCGGUUCAACGAAGCUUGAUGAUAUGUCCUAAAUAUUUCGUUUAUUUACACCAAAUAAACGAUUAAGAAGAACAACCGUGAUUGGGAGUUCCGGAUUUUUUCACAUGGAUUCAGCGAGGGAGACGAUUUAAAUAAAACAAAACAAGUCCCAGCACGACGUGUAAAGCUACGGUGAUGAUUCCAGUUCACUUUGAACUGAAGUGCUGUUAAGACAAGUUGGCUAAAGGUUUACUUUUGACUUUCUAGAAAGCGGGACUAACUCGUUUGCUGUACUCUCUUGUUUCGACACGAGCACACAGUGAGGCGGCUUUCGCUCGACUACGGGAGGUUAGUUAGCAACAGACUCCGUUACCUAAUGGCAGGACGCUAACAGGUAGCAUUAGCAUGGGGGGGGGGGGCGUUCUCAGGUUGCCAUGGUGAGGACCCACUUCAACCCCCCCCCCCCCCACCCCAGAAAACUUGGUCGAAUUUCCAACAUUUUAUUAUUUAAACGUUUGUAUACCCGCUCGCUUGACGACGAUCGACGUGUAAGUUGCGUUCUUGUCUUUCGAGUUCGUUUGUGACGCAGGAGUGACGACUGGGUGUUGUAACGUCUGCUUGCAUGCGAACUCUGCAUAGGUCAAUUUACAGAAAGACACCCAUGUAUCUCGGCCCGUGUUUAAACGCCGUCGAGUAGUAGCAAGUAAACACAGUAGGUAGUUUUAGCCCGUGGUUGGUUUAUAAUAUUUAAAAAAAAAACAAAAAAAAAAACGGUCCACAAUGUCAAUUUUGACCAUUUUUGUUGUUGUGGCUUUCCAGCUAAACGGGUGGUAACAUGGCAACCGGAGGCGCUCCGUUCGAUGGCAGCGCGGACGAGCUGCACAACUGGAGCGUCACCAACGCUAGCCUGGAGGACAGACUCAACAACACGGCCUGGGGCGGCGUGCAGCAGAAAAAGGCGAACCGCUCAUCAGAGAAGAACAAAAAGAAGCUGUCGGCUGCUGUGGUGGCAGAAAGCCGCCUGACCAACGACAUUUCACCCAAUUCUACCCCCUGGAGCGGCCGACGCAGACCACUGCAUAUCAAAUACACCAGCCAGCGCUCAGUCCCAGACCAGGCGGAGAUGGACAAGAUCCACCAGAGGAUUCACUUCUCGGAUUUGGACGAGAGCGUCGGUAGCGACUCCCAAGGCCGCGUCACGGCCGCCAACAACCAGCGGCAGCUAGCUUCAGAGAACAAGAAACCCUACAACUUCGUCCCGCUGCAUGUAAACACCAACAAGAGCAAGGAACUGCUGCUGCUACCGCCCGCCACCUCUGCCUCUUCCACGCCAGCUGUCGCCAAGGAAACCAAGAAGCAAAGCCUAGCAGGAAGGGACGCCUUCAGCCCCGGGGCUAACGCGAAGGAAACAAAAACGAGGCUGACGUGUGGCAACGCCGACAGAGUGGCGGCAGUACGCGCACACUGCGAGGGGGGAGAAGCCAGCGUCGACACAGGCCUGCUGGUGAGCAAGCUCUGUCAGAUCCGUGAGUACAUCGGCAAGGCUAGCUCCAUGCGUGAAGACCUGGUAGAGAAGAACGAUGUGCCGGCUAAUGUGGAGCGCCUCUCUCAUCUCAUCGAGCACCUCAAGGAGCAGGAGAAGUCCUACCUACAAUUCCUGCAGAAAAUUCUGGCUCGGGAGAACGACGAUGACGACGUUAGGACCCAAGAUUCUGCUGUGGGUUCUGGCUCCUUGAUAGAGAGCACCUCACUGAACGUCGAUGUGAGGUCUUCAGACGCAGCAAACACAGAGGGCGGCUGGCCCGACGCAUCCAUACGAGAACAAAAGGAAGAACUGGAGAACUUUCGCAAGCAGCACGAGCUGCUGAAGAAGAUGCUAGAGCAGCAGGAUCAGCUCAGGGCCCUACAGGGCCGCCAGGAGGCUCUGCUAGCCAUGCAGCAGAGCGCCGAACAAGCGCUUGCCGUCAUCGAGGACGCAGCAGUUGUCACGGAAACCACGGGCAGUGUCUCCGGCCUGAGCAUCACAUCAGAGCUCAAUGAUGAGCUCAAUGAUUUGAUCCAGCGGUUCCACAACCAACUACGGGACUCUAAGACCAAGUCGGUGCCUGACAACCGUCGUCAGGCAGAGAGCCUCUCCCUCUCCAGAGAAGUGAGCUGGUCCCGGGCCCCUCAGGUGUUGGGCCCGCCUCAGCACAGGCCCGUGCUCCACUCGGCAUCUGGGCCCCACAGCGGCCUCGAUGGCGGGGCAACGGCCGCCAGUGCCAAGCUCACGAAGCUCCAGGAGCUUCAAGACAAGAAGGAAACCAUGGACAAAAUCCUGCAAGAGCUGCACUCUCUCAGAGACCAGACGCUCAACAACAACUAUUGCGGUGCUUUGUCAACGCAGCGCAGUUUGAGCACAGGGGGCUCUUCAGACUGUCAGUCUGCUAUUUGCUCAAAUGGAGCCGUGGCUGCUGCUUCCUUUUAUCCCUCGCUUCCACCACACACAGAGAGUGCCAACUCCACAGACAAACUCAGAAAGCUGAAGGAGGUCCACAAGCGCCUUAACGAGCUUCGGGAAUUAGUGCAGUACUUUCAGCAGACAUCGGAUAUGAUGGUGGAUGCGGUUAACGAAAAUAUGAGGGAGGAUGAGGAUGAGGAAGCAGAGGAGGAGGAGACAGAGGACAGCUCCAUGCUUGAGGCCAUGUUUGACUCUGAGCAAGAGAAUAGCCAGCCACCAACUAACAUCAGGAACUCACGGUGCAGUGGAAACUGGGGUGACUUGAACAGCCUUGCCAACCGCCGCGGCGUCUCAAGUAGCACCACUACGAACACCAAUAAUCGCGACAGUAGACUCAACACUGAGAUCAACAACCGGUCAGCGGCCAACCUCCGCAGCUUUAAUAUCCCCUCAGCCAUUGAGUGCCAGUACAACAGGGAUACGGCCUACAAUAGGAUGAAGGAUGAAGAUGGUCACAAUAACGAUGGCGGUGCCAGUGUUGGCGCCCGGCCCGCAGGUCCAGACAUCGAGGUGUCGGGCUCGAGGUCAAGCAGCAGCCUGGCCAACGACACAGGCUUCUCCCAGAAGGUCCACCAGCAGAAAUCCAAGCAGAAGUUACGCCAGUUGCAGGAGCUUGUUGCUAUGGUCCAGAGCGACGAUACAGACACCACGACAGCCAAUGAGGAGGAAGCUUUGCAACAUCAGCAGAAUAACACUAGAGUUAGUGUGGGGGGACCACCAUCUGCUGGACCCAAACAGGAUCCCCGGGGAUCAGAUGCAGCUCUCUACAGCAAGGCCAGGGAGAAGAUCUACAAAGAGAAGCUUCGUCAGCAGAAGCAGGCGCUCAAGCAGCUCCACGAGGAGCGUCAGAUGCUCGGUGAGAUCCAGGGCAAGAUCCAGGACCUCCAGUUGACGUGCCCUGACCUACAGUCCUCACUGUCCAGUCAAGUGAGCGAGCAGGGUUUGAUGUGGAAGGUUCCGGGCGCGGCUUCAACGCCAGCCCUCGCGCAACCUUCCUCAUCAGCUGUGGCCAAAAGCAGCCCAGCUGUGCUCAAGGCCACCGCUCCAGAAGCUGACACUACUUCAGUACCUGAUAACGAGCAGCUCUGGUCGGAGAUGCGUCGCCACCAGAUCGUCCGGGAGGAGCUGCGGCAGCGGCGCAAGCACCUAGAGUCCCUAAUGGUGGAACAUCAGAGGCGCAGCGGCCUCGCCGAAUCCCCCUGCGGGACUGACGAGCAAGCGGGUCCCUCCCUGCUCGCUGGUAGUCGGGAUGAAAGGACUAUGGCCACCUGGGGCUCCACUCCGUGCAACCUGGAUGAGGACGAUGACUACCACUCCGAGCACAGCGCGGAGGAAGAGGACAGCUCAGAAAGCAGCUCUGCGGACGAUGGCCACAUCGUCACUGCCAGCAGGAUUCACUCCAUUUACACCAAGAGGAAAAACCAAGAAUGUAACCCAGAGCCUCCAGCAGCCUUUUUCUCUGAGCAUGCGUCUCCUCGUGUUAAGACCAAGCAGCAACAGCCGCAACCGCCCAGAAGUUCAAACAAGUCUGCAAGCCAGCCUGCAACUGCAAGACGUCAGGAGAACCUAUGCUGGGCCUCUGAGCUCUCUGUGGCCGAGGGCUCCACCCACUGGCAGGAGCAGAUCAGCCAGCUGCAGAGACAGCUGGACUUCAGCACCAACAUGUGUCAGACGCUGCUGCAGGACCAGCAGAUGCUGUCGUACAUGCUGCAAAGCUUGAUGACGGGCUCGUACAGCGUGAUGCCCAACAACCUGACAUCACCGCAGGUCCACCUGCUCAUGCACCAGCUCAACCAGUGUUAUAUGCAGCUGGCUUGGCAGCAAACCAAUGUCCAGAGACUGAAACAGGUGCUGAAUGAGCUCCUGCAGCAGCAGCAAGAGCCACAACACCAACAACACCUAUCCCCUCCAGCUCCAGCAGGAUUUAGCCUCUUCCCUCUCUUCCCUGCUACCAUGGGCGAAUUCCCUCAGGGUGCAGCAAAUGCUAAUCAGGCUCGUCCGGACCAGCAGAAGCAGCACUUGGAUGCCAGCACCUCCAUCAAAACGGAGUACAUGGGUUUCCCUCCCCCACUCCAGCGCUCACCUCUUAACGUCACUACCGACGGACGACCCACGGGCUGGUCCAACAACACCUUCCCAAACAACACUGUACCGCAUCAUCCGCCUGCAACAGGGGAGCGCCUCCCUUCUUUCUCCCCUCCCUCGCUCCCCUCACCACAGCGACGCUGCAGCCCUCCGAUCGAGUGCGAGCGGGCCUCGGAGGCGAGUUUCAGCAGCUUGCCCGACAGCGCUGAUCCUACCACCGUCACCAAGACCUUUAAAACCGGGCGCAAGGCCUCCGCCCAGGCCAAUCUGGCCUCCCGCAGCAAGACGAACCGUCGCAAGAGGGGCAAAGGGCCCAAAAGGAACAAUGAAGGUCUGGAGAGUGACAGCCUGAGCAGCACUGCAGACCUCGACCAAGAGAGGGCAGCAUCGUCUCGUCACAAGGAUCAGCAUCUGUUGGACAAACUCACACAGGAGAAACUCAACAGCAAAACCAAGCUUGGCAACAAGCCAAAUGACAUCUCCUCUGCCUAUGCUUGGAGAACACCCUUCCUCUCUAACAGAAUUGCAUGCACAGAAGCACCAGAUGCAAGCAGCGACUUCUCCUUGUUCGAGGCCCUCAGGGAGACCAUCUACUCCGAGGUGGCAACGCUGAUAUCCCAGAACGAGUCGCGGCCUCACUUUCUCAUCGAGCUCUUCCACGAGCUGCAGUUGCUCAACACAGACUACCUGAGGCAGAGGGCGCUCUAUUCCCUGCAGGACUUGGUGACCAGGCACCUGGCGGAGAAGAGCGCUUCCCAGGAGAUGCCAGCCCUAGGUGCAAUGUCUUGGGCCGGGGGCUCUCAGUCUGAGCUGACGCCCAGCGAGAGCUCGACGAUAAGCGACGCGGAAGUGGUGGAGAAGAACUUGAAGAAGAGAGACGACAUGGAGUCUGUGGGUAAUGACAGCACCUUGUCUUCUACCAACCUGGAUCCAUUUUCCAAGGAUGAUCUGGGCAACACAGUGAUCCACUUGGAUAAAGCUUUGGCCAGGAUGCGGCAAUACGAGCGCAUGAAGCAGAAAGUGGACACGAGCACCGCCGGUGACUCGGACCUCUCCAAUGUUGAACCCAGUGCUGCAGCUGAUGCUCCAGAAGCCAUGGAUGGAGGGGCCUCAGGUGACGUGCACUCUCCUCAGAUCGACACCGUGCAGCUCAAUCGGCAAAUUAAAGACAUCAUGACGGAGGUCAUUCCCUUCCUCAAGGAGAACAUGAACGAGGUGUGCACGCCGCAGCUGCUGACAUCGCUGCGCCGCAAGGUCCUGGCACUCACGCAACAGAACGACGAGAGCAAGGAGUUUGUGCGCUUCUUCCACCGGCAGCUCGGGGGCAUCCUCCAGGACUCCCUCAGUAUCUUCAUGGGCCAAACCCUUAAGGACUGUGGCGAGGACCUACUAGUGGAGGUCUCGGACAUCCUCUUCAACGAACUGGCCUUUUUCCGACUCAUGCAGGACUUGGACAACGGCAUUGGCACCUCUCCGGAAGCCAGGCAAAACAAGAUGACGAAGGAUGAGCAUCCUCCUGACGCCAAUCACACUUUGAAGAAAACCACAGCAGUUGAAGUUAAUGCGUCAGGCUCUCCUGAUGAAGACAAGGAUAAAGACGACACCGAGCAGGAGGUUGUUGCUUCUCACCUGCCGAUCGAAAUGAAAAGCCGCAAUGACGAAGAAGAAGAGGAAGAAGCUGAUGGUGGAGCCAUGCCACUAUCCAUCAGGCUCUCCAAAGCGGAGACUCAAGCCCUGAACAACUACGGCAGCGGCGAGGACGAGAAUGACGAAGACGACCAAGAGCCGGAGGAGUUUGAGGCCGGGCCUGUGGACGUGCAGACGUCCCUGCAGGCUAACGCGGAGCAGGAGGGCGAAUCGGCCGGUGAAACCAAAGAAACUGACCCGAAAUCAGCCAACAAUAACGUAGAGAACAGCGAGUUGUCAGUUGUAGCUUUGACUGACGAUGAACCCGCCGAGGUGGUGAGUCAGAACACCCAUGAAGAGGAGGAGCCAGUCUGCGGUGCUGUUGCUGCUCCAGAAGGAAGUAUCAGAAGCUCAGAAGUUCACACGUCCACUAAAGACUCCAACACCACCAGCACCCCCGACACUGAAUCCCCCGUCAUGAUCAAUGUCGAUGAAGCGGGCUCCGGCAACAGCAGCCAGAGGACAUCGGACGAAGACGACUUUGUCAAAGUGGAUGAGCUUCCUCUGCAGCUGCCUGUCAAGUGCCAGGAGGAGCUUCACAAGCGGAUCUCGGACGAGCAGCAGACCAACGACCUACGCGUGGAAAUCCUCAGCGGCGAUGCAGAAACACCGCCGGGGCUUGUGGGAAAUGAGCACCAUCUUAAGGAACCAGAAUCGGCUGAAUAAGUCAUGAAGUGAACCGUCUCCGAAUGACCUUGUGUAGGUUUUCCACCAUUGAUUUUGUUCCUCUUCUGUUUAAUAAGUUGUUUGUAAUGAUACUUUAAAAACAAAUAGUAUAGUCUUCUAGCACCUACGUUUGUAGUUUUUGAUGAGUGUCUGGUGCGGGCUGGGCUCAAUGUCAACUCUGCUGACAAGUUAAAAUCUAUAUGAACAUUUUUCAGUCAUUAGUUUGGACUGUGAAUUCGAAAGGUUCCUGCUCUCAAGUCCGAAUUGUCUUUUAUCGUGUUGUUCUGCAAACUGACUUCCAUGUUAUGACUGUUACGGUUUAAAUAAAAUGUUGGGCGUUUUAACGAAGGGUGAGGUUGCUUUUU
Molecule: messenger RNA, 7296 nt
Organism: Phycodurus eques (leafy seadragon)
Lineage: Eukaryota; Metazoa; Chordata; Actinopteri; Syngnathiformes; Syngnathidae
Gene: pcm1
Product: pericentriolar material 1
Exons: 39
Coding region: 830-6931 (2033 amino acids)
Biological process (GO): centrosome cycle; protein localization to centrosome; cilium assembly
Cellular component (GO): centriole; ciliary basal body; centriolar satellite
Source: RefSeq, a predicted model, not a curated record